UAAAUUGCUGAACAAAUAGCAGUCAUGCACAACUACACAGAGGAUAUUCAUGGCUGUUUAACGACAAAAUUUCUUUGAUAUUGAAGAACUUAUAAUUCAUCUAGAAAACUUGUGAAUUAAUAAAAUAAAUUUCUAUUAUUAAGGAUAACAAUAAUAUCCAUUCUAACCAACUUAAAAUUGGAUGAUUCUCAACGACGGUGACAGACACAGAUAAUGAGUCAGGAUUUGUAAGACAUUAUCAGAUUUGAAAUGCACCAAAAAUGUACAGCAAACCAAAGAAGUACGUAAAACAGCGAGACAAAGUGUCUCGACGUAUUUCUCCUCGAACAUCUGACGACAGUGCUUACAAGUCAGAUGCUGGAACUUUUUCACCCAACAUCGAUGUUGAAAACUACGGAGACGGUGAAAUAACAGCUGAUUCUGUGCCACAAUGGCCACAGAACUUCGAACAAGAAGAGACAGGCAAACAGAAAGAGGAAGCAAAGCCUGCAAACGAUGAACCAAAGCCAGGGACAUCAACAUCAAUGGAACAAAGUUUACAUGAGAAAGCACAGAAAUAUAUGGUGAAGAAAAACUCAAUCCGAGAACUUACUGGUGCUAAAUUUAUAACAGUGCCUGAACCAAAAGAUCAACCAGAGCGUCUCAGAUACCCUAGGACUGCUAGUGUUAGGGGCUAUGGAAAUAUUGAAAGUAUUCAGGCUGUAUCAGAUGGAAGGCCAAUGAAAAUUCCUGGGGGUACUAUUCGUGCAGGAGCAGGAUACGCACUCCCUCAAACGCAAGGACAUUAUGCCACGUUGCGGGUUCAUCAUCGACGACACCAUAAUAGACAUGGCAAGUUGGCCACUGUUAAGGCCAUACCCAAAGAAACAGUUGUGCGAUCUGUGAAAGGUUAUCAUAUGGGGAACAAUGUGACAGUUAGGGGACAUAACACAGGCCAUGCUGUUCGGCAACUAAAACAAGUGAUGAAAUCCUGGGACCAACCUGACGGGACAUUCAAACGGACAACUGUGCUCUCCGAGAGAAAAGAGUACUUCAUUACAAGGUUUGCCAUAGAGCUAGAUCAGGCUGAUUUAGAUGUCUACAUGCCUGGAGACUUUCUGUCAGGUCGAAUUAUUCUUGAAUCUUCUUCAGACGUUGAAAUACGAUUCGUGGAGCUACUCAUUGUUGGAUUGGCAAGUGUUCAUUUCGCAAAAAAUGAUCCUAAUCUUGCUAAGAACUCCCAGGAAGUUGUGCUAAACAAGAGGUCUUAUGUGAUGGGAACUCCAGAUGGGCGAUGGAACUCUGUAAUAACAGCAGGAAAGUAUGUAUCAAAAUUUAAAUUCCGUCUCCCGGACAACUUGCCAGCUUCUAUCAAAUAUGAAGACAAGGAACAUGGCUUUACGUUUGAAGUGGCGUAUCUUGUAAAGGUCAGAAUCUGUGAUGAGAUGGGAUCGGCUUCAGCCAGAAGCACACAUUCCACAAACAACUAUGUCAAGGUCUUGCUGACUAGGCGAUUCCCAUUCUUCGUCAAGCGACCAUUUGACAUUCACUCUAUACCAAACAGCCUUCAACCUGUGACCCACUCAGAGUUUGUUAACCUUGGCUGUCUACCAAUCCUCAUUGAUUCGACCUCUUUGACACUUUCACUAGAUCGAUCAGUAUUUCUUGCUGGAGAUGAAAUACGCAUAAAACUGUCAACAAACGCUAAGACAGCGAAGAGAAUUAGGUCCCUCACCUGUGAAUUGCACCAAAAUGUCUUUUCCAGCAUCAAAACACGUCAGAACUUUACUGUGAUCCAAAUACAUGAAAGUCAGCCGGAAGGAUUCCCCUAUAACCAAGGCAACAAAAGCUACAUACUUUUUGAAUUCAUCGUCCCAACACACUCCCAAUUCAUUCCUUCGUAUCUCCCAGGCUGUGGACUUCUGAAAGUCUCCUACACUGUGAUGCUGACCGUCGUAUUCAAAUCCUGCUCCGGCCAGCUAUUUCUUGAAUGCCCAGUUGCCAUUGGACCCUCUGCAAGCCCCACUCACCAGGCCUCGGCCACAACCAUGGUCCCCGUCUUUAUUCGACCCAAGCGCUUUCCCAUCUUUACAAGGGAUAGUCAUGAGAAACAGAGAACACAAAAUGGGGCCCUGGCCACCUCAACCCCUCGACCAGUUCCUUUGGUAUCAAACUUAAACGCUUCUAAAAGUUCUGGAUUUCCUUGCUGCUGAGUGGACUAAAGACCUGUUGUGAUAAAUAUGUGGUAGAAACUUUUUUAAAACAUGCACAAGAAACUGUGAUAAAAAUGUCACUUUUUUAUAUAAAAGGCAGACAUUUUUUAAUGCAACUCAAGUUUUUUUUCCACUGACUUAUAGCACUGGACAUAAUGACAUGAGAUGAUGAAUUAUAAGAAUUGUCAAAGGAAAUUAAAUGGCCGCUUUGCAAUGUCUACAUUUCAUAGAAGAAACAUAUGAGUAUAUAAUAUUUAUAUAGAUAUAUUGUAAAUUAGUUUGAACAAUCCAAUCAGCAAACUGAACAAACUUUCCAAAACAAAAUUUAAGGACAAAGGGAGCAAACUCAGUCAACAUAUUUUAUUUUAGAUUUUCAUUUACCUCCCUUGAUAUUGAUAUCUAUAGUUGUUAAAAUUGUUUUGCUUAUGUUUAUUUAAUCCAUUAGCUAAUAUGAUGCUCCUAUUAUACUAGAUUUAUGUGUUUUAUUAUACUGGUCAGAGACACACCUAUAUGUUUACUCCAAUACACCUGGGCGCACAAAUCACUUUUAGUUUUGCCAUGUGCUUAAAUCUUGAAACCAGAGCUAAAGGGGUGUAUAAUAAUAAAACUGUAGCUUUCUACUGAAUAAUAGCUGUUGAAAUUUCACUGAAUCACUCAUGGCAUUUCACUCAUGAUAAUUUUGGAAACACUGAAGUAAUUACUGUAUUCUUUACAACAUUCCUAUGGCAGGGGAUACCCCUUCCUCUCCCACACCAUAUAGGAAUUGAGUCUAAUGUUAAUAAUGAAAGAGUUAAGAUCAUUACUGUGAGUGCAGGACUGGUGUGCAGUUCAAAACAUUUCAGGUACAUCUCUGCCGGUACAUGUAGCAAUUUUGUUUUCAUAAAUAUAUUCUAUUAUUCUUAUAGUUUAUUGCAGAGGAAAUAAAAAAAAAUAAAAAAAUUGUUGUUUACAUGUUUUUUUAUAAAUAACUAAACGUGAUUAUCAGGGUAUUUCAUGUAUGUAAUGCAGGAUAAUAGGUGAAAUAUGGUAGAGUUUUGUGAAAUCCCCUUCAUGUUUUCAAAGUGGCUGCAAAUAUGUA
Molecule: messenger RNA, 3270 nt
Organism: Mya arenaria
Lineage: Eukaryota; Metazoa; Mollusca; Bivalvia; Myida; Myidae
Exons: 2
Coding region: 261-2192 (643 amino acids)
Source: RefSeq, a predicted model, not a curated record